Molecule: messenger RNA, 1522 nt
Organism: Python bivittatus (Burmese python)
Lineage: Eukaryota; Metazoa; Chordata; Lepidosauria; Squamata; Pythonidae
Gene: NAIF1
Product: nuclear apoptosis inducing factor 1
Cellular component (GO): nucleus
Source: RefSeq, a predicted model, not a curated record
UGUAACUGAAGGGGUCACGGCAGUUGUGUGGGAUUUUUCCCUCUGGCCCCUUCAGAGACCCCCGAUACUCUGCUGGGAGGACAUUUUCCCAUCUGCUCCACAGACGGACCGAUUCCAAAGCAUGAUCCCAUUCCCGUUCCCAGCUCCCCUUUUCGCACAAACUGAUUUCUGGAAUUCGAGUCCAGAAAUACUAAAUGAGAUGUUCUCCUAGGUUUAGUCCCCAGGCUGUCUCAAGACCCCUGAUCUGGCUUGUCUUCGUCCUCGGAUCCUCCCAUGGCCAUGUCAUCCCCUCCGGCCCCGCCAGCUAAAAAGCGGAAGAUGAACUUCUCGGAACGGGAAGUGGAGAUCAUCGUGGAGGAGCUCGAGCAGAGCAAGCACCUGCUGAUCAACCAUUUCAACGCCGGCGUGCCGCUGACUGUCAAGGCCGCCGCUUGGCACAACAUCUUGCGACGGGUGAACGCUGUGGCGACGUGCCGCCGGGAGCUGCCCGAAGUGAAGAAAAAGUGGUCAGACCUCAAGACGGAGGUACGGCGCAAGGUGGCACAAGUAAGAGCCACGGUAGAGGGUGGUGGCGAAGGCCAGGAUGGAGGUGGAGAGGGCCAGGAGGCUGAAGAAGACCCCACGGGGGCUUCCGCUGCCCCGGUGAUACUCACCCCCAUGCAGCAACGCAUCUGUAACCUGCUGGGAGAAGCCACCAUCAUCAGCUUGCCCGCUGGAGGCUGUCCUGGGGCCCAUACGUCGGAAAUACCCAUUACAGCUGCAGCCACCACAGUCACCCUUACGCAGAUUCCAGCAGAGAUGACGUACCACAGUUUGGACGAGGGGGUCGUGGAGUACUGUACAACCGAAGCCCCCACCACAGUCACCACCGAAGCCCCCUUAGAGGUGAUAGCCCAGCAGGCUGAAGUUUCAGCAAAACCCCAAGAACUGAAAAACCGGAUUGCUCUGAACUCGGCCAAGCUGCUGCAGGAGCAGCGGGUAACCAACCUGCACGUGAAAGAAAUCGCCCAGCACCUCGAGCAGCAGAACGACCUGUUGCAGAAGAUCCGCCGCUCCCAGGAAGUGCAGGCCUGCGCGCAGGAACGCCAGGCCCAAGCCAUGGAAGGAACGCAGGCCGCUCUGAACACUCUCAUCCAGAUCCUGCACCCCGUGAUUAAGGACUUCCGACGGUUUUUGCAGAGCAACACCCCUGCGCCUUCAGGGACAGCAGACCCAAGCCAAGCGACUCAGAACGGACAGGACGGCAUCAUGCAAUGAAAUGUGGAAAGAGAGACGUCUUCUAAACACAGGCUUGGCCCAGGAAGGGGCGACGGGUGCCCUGUUUCUUGCCAGCCAACUGGUUCAAUGCCUUUGUUUAGAAGCCGAAAGCACACUUUGGAUUACUGCCAGCCUCCCUCACAUCCUUCUUUUUUAAUUGUUUAACUCUGCGCGGUUUCUUGGACGGACUUUGCUAGGUGUACACCAUAACUUAAUGUUGGAUUUUAAAGAAAAAGAUUGACGAAUAGAUUUUUAUAUAAACAGA